CAGAAGCUCUAGAUUAGUGCUUCCUCGUAGCUGUCCUAGGAGCCCAUGUUGGCCAUUGGAGGUGUGCACAUGAAGGAUGAAGAAGGCUAGGCCCUGGGGCUGCUCUGGGUGCUCUUUGUUUCACGCAAGAACUCCAAGCUGCAACUAGACCAGCUGAGGAAAAGUACGCCCUAGCAGAGGGACAAACUCUGAGCUUGAGCUGUCCCUUCACCAUCUGGAAGUACUCAAACAGCUAGGCUUGACAGAAUCUGCAGAAUGGGGCUGACCCCCUGAUGCUGGCCCUCACAGAGAGUACCUCAAGGCAGCCUAGCCAAGCCCAAGUGGGGAGAUCCUGUCAUACUGUUCCACCCGGUCUGCCUGGUGGUGACCAGUGGUGAGUGGCCUAGGGGUGGAAGGUGGAAGAAGGAAGAGCCAGGCCAGGUGAAGAUGGGGCAGUGAUGGCAGCACCAGCAGAGCUGUGGCUUAAGAUUCCUAGCAGCCUAUCUUUCGCCCAGAAGGUUUUUGUCUUCAUUUGAGGUCCUUGACAGGCAUUUGGUCCAAUAAUCCUUCAGGUACUGCUGUCUCGCACAGGAAUCCCAUCCAGACCUUGGUGGAGACAGCCACCCUUCCUUUGACCACCACCACGACUCUGAGAAUACCCCUUCCCAAGACCAGGACUGUGACCCAACCACUGCCCAUGUCAACUGCCAUUGUCUCCUCUCCAGGAGACGUCACAAAUGUGGGGGGUGUCACUAGGGUUCUCAACUGCAAAGUAACUGCAGAGCCACUCAGGGAAGAAGAUAAACUUCCAUACAGGCCCGAGUCCUCUAACAGCUCGGAAGGGCUCUGAGAUGGCCAGCAGACAGAGAGUCCAGAAGCUGGAUAGAAUGGGGGCAACAGGGCUCUGGAGGUGGUCACGGCUGCUGCUGUUGCUGCUCUAUGUCUCAGGGUUCCAAGCAGUAAGCAUAAUGGAGAAGAAAGUGUGCCUAAUAGAAGGAAACAACCUAACGGAGAUCUGUCCUUACAACAUCAUGAAAUAUGCCUCCAGCCUGAAGGCCUGGCAGCGGGUGAGGAGCCAGGGCCCCCCUGAGACGCUGGUACGCACGAAGACCAGAAACACAGACAUAAAUCAAGCCCAGGCUGGAAGGUACCUGCUGGAGGAUUUUCCCACGGAAGCCGUUGUGAAGGUCACGGUGACAGGGCUGCAGAGGCAGGACAAGGGGCUGUACCAGUGUGUGAUUGACCUGUCUCCUCGGGACCCCGUCAUCCUGCAUGAUCGGAUUCGGCUUGUUCACUGUGAUGAUUCUUCAGGUACUACUGUCUUGAACAAGAAUCCCAUCCAGACCUUGGUGGAGACAACCACGCUUCCUUUGACCACCGCCACCAUGACCCCGAGAACCCCCCUUCUUAGGCCCAGGACUGUUACCAAACCACUGUCCACGUCAACUGCCAUUUUCUCCUCUCCUGGUCUCAGAAACAACUUCACAAAUGUGGGGGAUGUCACCAGAGUAUGACACCUCAGAGGGACAGACCGGUUGAUCUCUUUACUUCGCCAUCUCCAUCCUACAGCUGCAGCUUCUGAUGCCUCCAAGAUUGGAGCAGUGGAAGGGAGACGUGCAAGGAAGCAGGGAAGGUCUUACCUGAUGGGUACUGCUACGAUGGUCGCUCGGUUUAAAGCUGACUUUCCUUCAUCGGGCACUGUCGUGAGUUCUUCAGAGUACCCUGGUCUCUCACCUGCAGUUUUCUUGACACAAGAAAUUGCAUCACCUUUUAUCUGGCUGGUUGCUUCUGACUCCUUCAGUCUCCAGAGAUCUUGCAGUCCACCUCUAGCUUCCUUCCAUGAGGUCCCUCUGCCUCGAGGCAACCCUUUGGGACAGGAUCUAAGAGAGCCCAUGCUGGCUCUCUCACCUAUGUGCAGCACAACGUAUGUUCCAUGGAAAACACUCAUCCAACUCAUUCACCCCAACAAACUCAUGGAGUUCUGGUGUGUACCCGUGUAGACACCUCCCCUUCACUCCAUGAUCAAAGCACCUAGCCAACUGCAGUCUCUGCUCUCUAUAGUUCUCACACCGGAGUUAAUCAUCUGUCCAUUAUGUCUCUUAUAUUGUAGGCGACACAUACUAAGCUCUUCAAGUUGUGAUCUUGAAGCACUUCUCCCUGUGGGUGAAGUCAGGAGCAGAUAUACACUUUCUCGGGGAGGGGAGUGUCACAGCACACCAACAACUAUCUCCAUAAAUCCACCUCUAAUCUCAAACUAGGAGCACUGUGGCUCAGUGGUCAAGUGCUCCACAGCUAACCGAAAGGUUGGUAGUUUGAACCCAUUAGUCGUUGCGCAGAAGAAAGAUGUGACAGUCUGCUUCUGUAAAGAUUUAUAGCCUUGGAAAGCCUAUAAGGCAUUUUUACUCCUGUUCUAUAGGGUUGCUAUGAAUCAGAAUCGACUCAACAGCAACGAGUAAUCUGAAACUUCCCACAAUUUUGUACCCUUGCUGUGGGUGAGAGAUUAAAGGCAAUAAAAAGGUUUUAAACACACUGUUUGUAAGUCCUGCACAACGGUCUCCCACCUCACUCUAGAAUAUGACACCUAUUUUCUUGGGACCUGUAUCUGUCCAGGUUCAGGUGCAAACAACAAAAUCCAAUAUACCUAUCUUAAGUAGAAAGGGGUUUCAUAUAUAUACCAUAUUAAACGGUUUACAGAAUUAGAUCCUACUCAGAGCUUCUGGGAAUGCCUUGCAAAGCCACACCACUGGAUGCAGUCACUACGGGGACUACUACUCUUGCCACAGUCAGGAACCUGAAGAAUCAGAAAACUGUUUAAAUCAGGAAACUGCCAGCGCAGCUUCUGGCUCCAGACCCAUUCCGUCUAGGCCAACAUAUAUAUCAGCAAAAUGGAUGCCGUUUUCCCCUCUCAACUCAGUUCCAAAUUUCAGUCUCAUAUUAAUCCGUUUGAGCCUAAGUUAUAUCUGGAACCCUAGCUGCAAGGGAGUUUGAGUAAUGGUUUUUAAUUUUCCAAAUCUUUUAAUAUAGCAACGCCCAAGAGAAGGAGGUGAGAGUGGAAGCCGAAUGAGCAAAUCCAUAGCAUCUGCCCAAACAGUUUCAGCCAAAACUGAGAUUAAAAUAGUCUAAAAUUUAAAUUUAUUUCUUCACAGUCAUUGCAAGAAAAUAUAGUUGACAAGUGAAAAAAUAAAAUCCACAUUUUGCUUUGUUAUGCUAAAUACAUCCUUUUGUCUAUUAUAAAAGUCAUGUUAUAAUGAAACAUUCCUAUUUAUCAAAAUCAAUGCUUUAAAUAUUAUGUGUUAUACAUUACACUGGACAAUGAAUAAGGAAGACCAAAGAAGAACUGACACCUUUGAACUGUGGUGUUAGCAAAGAAUAUUGAAUAUACCGCGGACUGCCAAAAGAAU
Molecule: messenger RNA, 3380 nt
Organism: Trichechus manatus latirostris (Florida manatee)
Lineage: Eukaryota; Metazoa; Chordata; Mammalia; Sirenia; Trichechidae
Gene: TREM1
Product: triggering receptor expressed on myeloid cells 1
Exons: 8
Coding region: 831-1493 (220 amino acids)
Biological process (GO): chemokine production; neutrophil chemotaxis; neutrophil-mediated killing of gram-negative bacterium
Source: RefSeq, a predicted model, not a curated record